Molecule: messenger RNA, 780 nt
Organism: Mesorhabditis spiculigera
Lineage: Eukaryota; Metazoa; Nematoda; Chromadorea; Rhabditida; Rhabditidae
Source: the annotation of a GenBank genome assembly
AUGACGUGCGAGAGGCCGGCCAAGGAGGAUGCCUCGAAACCCUGGCACAAGGGCGAGAAGAAGAAGAUGAAGGAGGUCGUCGGGCCGGUUUUUAAACCCAACUCUUCGAACAUUUGCGAGACGGCGAAUCCUUGUGAAAAUGGCGCGAGCUGCCAUUUCUCGCCGAGAAGAAAUGAUUAUAAAUGUCGAUGUCUGAAGGGAUGGACGGGGAAGAAUUGCACACAAUCUGCUGAAUUCGACCCCUGCUCCUCGAACCCAUGCCAAAAUGGGGCCACCUGCCAAGCCAAAAAAGAGAAAGGACAGCCGACCACGUACGAGUGCUACUGUGCACGGGAUUACGGUGGCCCGAGCUGUGAUCAGCGCCCCUGCGAGCAGAAUCCGUGCCAAAACAACGGCACGUGCCGGACGACGCGCUCCCAUCAGCUGUAUUUCUGCGAUUGCCCGAACGGGUUCGGGGGCCGCGAUUGUGAUGUUGCAAUCGGCCAAACGCCGCCGGAGAAAUUCGGGAAAAACGUGGAGCAAGUGUCGUCCGGGCGGGCCGAAUGGGUCAAUGAGAUGAAGCUGCGCUUCGCCAACAAGAAAAAGAGUGACGCGGACGAUCCGGAAGGGGCGGCAGCCGCCGCAAAAGAAGCCGCCGCCGCCGACGAGCCGUAUAAAGACGCCAAGCAAAAGAAGCGAGAGCGUGAGGAGAAGGAGGAAAAGGAGAAGCUCGAGGCGGCCGCCAUUCAAAAGGCCGAGGAGGGAAAGCGGAAGAAGGCCCAGCAGGAGGAGGAGGUAGGC